AUGGUGAUGGUGCACGACACGUACCGCUCCGUCCUCUCUUCCGCAAAGAACGACGGCGCGGAGCGGCAGGCGCGGGCGGCCGCCCAGACGGCCGCUGCCGCCGGCAGCGCCUCCGAAGCGUAUGGCGGCACGAACGGUGAGGCCGAGAGGGAGCGAGAGCUGGCGGAGUACCGGCGGCUGCUGCAGGACCCCGGUCCGGACGUCCUCGUGAUCGACGAGGCGCACGUGAUCAAGAAUGAGAAGAACCAGCUGCGCGCGGUCCUCGCCGGCGUGCGCACGAUGCGGCGCGUGUUGCUGACGGGGACGCCGCUCCAAAACAACUUGCGCGAGUACUUCCACAUGCUCGGCGACCUCGACACCUUCAAGAGGCUGUACGAGAGCACCAUCACCGACGGCCAGUUCCGGUACGGCGAGGACGACGACGAGUCGCGCUCGCAAAGGGCAAAGACGCGGCGCGAGGCAAAGAAGCGGCGCAAGGACAUGUCCAAGCGUAUCUGGGCCCUCACGCGCAAGCUCGACAAGCUGGUGCAGCGGCGGGGCGUCGAGGUGCUGCAGCGCGACCUGCCGCGCUCGCAGCAGUACGUGAUGGUCCUGCGGCCGACGCCGACGCAGCGCGCGCUCUACAACGCCAAGGUCGAGUCGAUGGCCGGGCGGCAGCAGCUCUUCGAGUUCAUGACCGACAUGCUCCGCAUCUACAACCACCCCGCGGCCCUCCUCGACCCAAAGACGCUCGCCCCGAACGCCAAGCUCGUUGCGAAGCACGAUCCGCUCCGGUGCCCCUCCCAUACGAAAGCUGCUGGCGAACGCAUAUGUGAUCAGCUCCUCUUGGUGUCCAAUGUGUUGCUGAUACCACGGUGCGAGCCUGCCGUUUUGGCGGCAGUCGUGGUACUCCGGGUGGCAGUCGCCAAUCACCAGGCAGAGAUUCGGCUGUACAGGCAGGCGUUGGCAUGUGAGUGCGACUCCUGCUCGCACAGCGGUAUCGCUUCAGCCAGGCUCGAGAGUGCCCUUCUGCCACCAUCGGUGUUUUUGGCUUCGCCACCGUGUUGGCGCGAGUCAGCGCAAAUGGCGCGCCGAAUGUUGGUCCUACUGCCGGUGAUAGCGGCGGCGGUGGCCACUCCCGAGGGCAGCCGCUCCCGCUCGCCCGCGACCCUGCCGGUGAUAGCGGCGGCGGUGGCCACUCCCGAGGGCAGCCGCUCCCGCUCGCCCGCGACCAAGGCGGCGGUGGAGAGCACUCAGGCGGUGUACGACAGCGCUGCAAAAGACAAGGAGGCCACCGACACCGAGCUCGUCAGUGCGCUCUCGGAUGCCAUCGCUGCGGACCUCUCGGCUGCCAACUCGAAC
Messenger RNA from Emiliania huxleyi CCMP1516, 1341 nucleotides. RefSeq lists its product as hypothetical. The transcript is spliced from 8 exons. Gene Ontology annotation, molecular function: ATP hydrolysis activity; ATP binding; ATP-dependent chromatin remodeler activity. NCBI's taxonomy places the organism in Eukaryota, Haptophyta, Isochrysidales, Noelaerhabdaceae. Gene Ontology annotation, cellular component: nucleus. The record is from RefSeq and is a predicted model, not a curated record. The annotation marks the transcript as partial.